AUGCUGAACUGUACACGUGUUUCCCCGUACUUCGCUGAGAUCUUGGAUCGGUUGCCAUGGAUUGUAUUAUUCGUGACUAUUCAUAAUCAUACACCUCGAAUGAACGCCAAACCCGACAUUCCUGCAUGGACUGAGCCGUUCGCCUAUCCUCGCGCAUUUCCAGAAUAUCCCAAAGAAGCUAUCCGUGCCACAACAAUCAGCGUCAGCUUCCUCGCCAGACAACAGCCAUGUAGCUCCCAUAGCGCUACAGUUUCUGUAUCAAACGUACCCAUGUUGGUUCCGGUCCAUAAUCCCCGGCAUGAUCGAGUGCGCGUAGGCGCUAGUGCAGAUGAUGAGGAGGAAGACGAGGAGGAGGGACUGGAAGUUGAAGAGCGCAGACUAAAAAACAACACAAGCAAAGGACGUCUUCUCUCUUCCCACUUUGACAGAACUGCAGCCAGCAGUCGCAAACUUGGAGAAUCCACUGAACCAGCGAAUCUGAGUGAGCUCUGUGUCCCCGAUCGAGGUCAGGAUGGCUGCGAACACAUGACUGACGCUUCCGCCUUCCAUAAGCGCGCGCUAAGGCAGCUCGACAUGCAAAACCCGACCCACAGCGGCGGCGGCACCCCCGGCCGCAACGUCCUCCUUCGACCUCAGGUCGAUCCUUCAAGUUCCUCUGCAUCUGCGCCUCACGCUCUUUGGCUCCCUGGGUUUGGCCAUGGUGCCGAAUACUCUUCCCCGUUCAGACUACCGACCACUGCUGCGCCAAGUUCUGCGUUAAUCCAAGGGGGGCAGCCUGUUCGUCCGGCCGAACCGUGGGCACCAUCCGAACCGCCUGAAAGCUCGACGGUCACUGCGAGUGCCGUCACUCAAAAAUCAGACUGGAGGACCCGACGGAAAGAGGAGAGAAAGAAGACCGGCAUGGCUGAACCAAGAGCCCUGCGCCUCUUGCUCCUUGCCUACGGUGAUCCCAGUCCUCAUCACUCAUUCCCGCAAGAGCCGCUUCCGGAGACGGUGCGUGUCCUUGAUGAGAUCGUGACCGAUUUUGUUCUGGAAAUGUGCCACGCAGCCGCUGCGUAUGCAAGCUAUGCCCGCCGUCAGAAGAUCAAAGUCGAUGACUUUCGAUUCGCUCUGCGUCGUGACCCUGGCAAACUUGGCCGUGUUCAGGAGCUGCUUCGCAUGGAACGCGAGCUGAAGGAGGCCAGAAAGGCGUUUGACCAGAAUGACGAUCAAGUGGGGACACUGAAGGAGACCGGGAAAAGGGGGCUGGAGGAAGCUGGUGAGAGUAUGGAUGAAACCACCACCACUGGUGCGGGCAAGAAAAGCAAGAGCAAAGGAAAGAAAAGUGCUAGGAGAGGGUCUGACGCGACGGAGGAGACAGUCUCCAAGAAGAGAAAAGUUGCAGGCUGA
Rasamsonia emersonii CBS 393.64 is the source of this 1389-nucleotide messenger RNA. Its product is annotated as Complex: TFIID is composed of TBP. Gene Ontology annotation, cellular component: transcription factor TFIID complex. The record is from RefSeq and is a predicted model, not a curated record. Gene Ontology annotation, molecular function: protein heterodimerization activity. Lineage: Eukaryota; Fungi; Ascomycota; Eurotiomycetes; Eurotiales; Trichocomaceae. Gene Ontology annotation, biological process: transcription by RNA polymerase II; RNA polymerase II preinitiation complex assembly. The transcript has 4 exons. Bases 1 to 1389 code for a protein of 462 amino acids.